Messenger RNA from Myiozetetes cayanensis, 813 nucleotides. RefSeq names its product von Willebrand factor D and EGF domain-containing protein-like. The coding region runs from base 38 to 655 and encodes 205 amino acids. Gene Ontology annotation, biological process: anatomical structure development. The transcript is spliced from 5 exons. Gene Ontology annotation, molecular function: signaling receptor binding. Gene Ontology annotation, cellular component: extracellular region; cell surface. The record is from RefSeq and is a predicted model, not a curated record. NCBI's taxonomy places the organism in Eukaryota, Metazoa, Chordata, Aves, Passeriformes, Tyrannidae.
GAGCGGGACGAGCUGCCCGAGCUGGCCCGCCCGGGCCAUGUCGCGGCGGGAGGGCGGCGGGACGGGGCUGCCCCGCCCGCUGCUGUGGCUGGCGCUGUGCGCGCUGUGCCCGCUGUACCGCGGGGCAGCCCUGCCCUCAGAGCCCGGCCCGGCCGCCUGCAGCCCCCGCUGCCGGCACGGCGGGCUCUGCCUCGGAAACGGCACCUGCCUCUGCUCCAAGGGCUACGAGGGCGAGCGCUGCCAGCACGCUACAUGUUAUCCAAAAUGUAAAAACAGUGGAGAGUGCCUCCGACCUGGAAAAUGCAGAUGUCCACCUGGGUAUGGAGGUAGAUACUGUCAUAAAGUAAGCUGUGAAGGAGGAUGUCAGAAUGGUGGGGAAUGUGUCUCUGUCAGUGGAGUUGUGAAGUGCCUUUGUGCUUCUGGCUGGACGGGAUCAAGAUGCCAAGAAGCAAUUUGUCCUCAAGGUUGUCGGAAUAAUGGAGCUUGUGUGGCUCCUGGGAUUUGUAGCUGUCCAGCUGGAUGGGUCGGUGGAGCAUGUCACUUAGCUGUAUGUAAACUACCCUGUCAACACGGAGGGAAGUGCAUAGCUCCAAACGUGUGCAGAUGUCGACUGCCAUACUCUGGUCUGCAGUGCAUGAAGAAAAGGAAGGAAUGAAGCAACUUCAGCAAAGAUAAAUGCUUUUCUAUAUGAAAGUAUUGCUGAUUGUAACUAAGUUGUUCUAAGUAUUCAACUGUGUGUAGUGUAUGGUACCUUUUCUUCUGUUCUCAUUUUUUUCUUAAUAAGCAGAAGUGUUAUGUCUUGGUUGAUACAGC